Molecule: messenger RNA, 2392 nt
Organism: Ceratitis capitata (Mediterranean fruit fly)
Lineage: Eukaryota; Metazoa; Arthropoda; Insecta; Diptera; Tephritidae
Exons: 6
Coding region: 284-1840 (518 amino acids)
Source: RefSeq, a predicted model, not a curated record
ACGUAGUAUUUCGAUAGUGGAAAUAUAGCAAGCAAAAGCCAGCAGGCUUUUAGCCGUUUGGGAAGGAACAAAUGCAAAAGACUGAGGGUGGUCAACGGAUACAUAUUUAGAGCGAAUUCCUAUAUACAUUCAUAAUCAAUGUAAAUAAAUGAAAUUUAGCUGGAAGUGAUUUGCGCGUAUAAUUUUUCGCAUUCAUGUCAAAGUGUAGUGUGCGUGGAUCCAGGAAAAGAAUUUUUCUCUUAAAUUAAUUGAAUUUAUUAAACAAAUACAUAAAAAAUAAGUUAUGAUGCUGCGAAAUAUAAUAGAAAAAUGUGGUUUUACUUCAAAAUCAUCCCAACUCGAUGAUGAUUCACUCGAUCGAAUUUGGCCACCAUACGCGGCGAGCUUGAAUUUCAACGAAUUCGAUCGGUCAAUGUUACAGAAAUGUAUAGAAAUACAAAAACCUGACAGCAAUAAUAUUGAUAUAGGAAGUUUUAUAAAACAAUCAAUGCGUUUUCCCAUUAAGUUUGGUCGCGAUACCUGUCGCGUGAUGAGUCAACCAAAAGAGCGUUAUGUGGAAAUUUCAAAACAAAUCGGUUCGACUUAUCCGUUAAUACAUGAGCGCGUGGUUGGCUUGUAUUUAGCAUACUUGGAAUAUAAAUGUAAAUAUGGUACCGAACUAGAGCGCGCCAUUUAUCAUGACAUGACACUCACUGGGCUUGUACAGCGUUUGUUAGAGAAACGUUGUGUCGCCUUUGUGGGUCCGCUCGAUGACUAUGUGCUUUUGAAUGGGCGAAAGACGUUGGCAAAUUUUUUUGAUGUGGGCACAGUAGAUGAAAAGCCGCCGCUACUACUGAAAGACGUGCUCAGUUAUGAUGAGAUAAAGCUCUCCGCUUUUCUAUCCAUCUCAUCGCACACCGAAUUCCUCAACAAUGGCAGACGUUUCAAUUGCGGCAUCAUCGAAGAGGACAAAUCAAAAAUAGAAAUAUCAGGUGUUAUUAUUGGUAUAAUCGGUGGACGUUUCGAAGUGGAAAAUGUGAUGGAGUGGGAGGAUAUAGUGAUAACACCAAAUCAAAAUACAAAAGAGCGUGGUUACGGUUAUACCACAAAGGCGGCUAAGAAGUCCAAAAACCCCAAGGUGCACUAUCGGCAAUUGUGGCGAACUUUUUAUGAAGAAGAAGAUAUACUUUACGAAAAAGUGGAAAAUACUCCUACAACAACGCGGUUCUAUAAAUUUGAUGUGACACGUUAUUUUUUUGAUAAUCUUUUAAUGAAAAAACGUUAUGCCAUCACUUUUGAUACGCUACUACAUGAGGCUGAAGCGCGUGGUGUUGCAGCUGGCAAACAAAUAUAUCUGCAUGUUGUUGGUAUUGGUUUGGGUGCAUGGCGAAUAGCGCCAUAUCAGAAGAAAAUAUUCCUAAAAACAUUUAAAGAACGCUUAGAGUGUCUGCUGUCAUGCUUAAAUCAUAUUUCGGUCGUGCAUUUCUCUAAUUUCCGACCAUCCUCUGCGAGAGAUUACCUAACGGAUGGUGGUAAAAUUAUGUGUGCAUUACAUCCAAAGGGGGGUAUUGAAAUUUUUGUACAUGAUCGUUAUCCAGCAGAAAAGUUGCCUGCGGCUUAUGAAGAUAUGCUUAUAGUAGAGUCAUACGCCUGGGACGCAAAUGCUUUGCCAGGCAAUGAAUUUUGGAAGGGCGCCCUUACAAGUUCCGGCGAUCCGGCUGCUGCUUGCAGCACGCUUAUUUCUGAGCUUCACAAUCCGCAUAUUAAUACAAAAAUGGUGAAUGGUGAGAAUUUACAUGUGGCCUCGCCGCGUUUUGGUGUUUUGCAUAUAGCCGAAUUUGCCCAAAAAGUUUUAGAGUGAAAUUUAUUGAGGUUGUAUCUCUUUUCUUUUUUUGUUCUUUUUGAGAUUUUAAUGUAACAAAGUGUGCGUUUAGUUUGGUUUUUGUUAUAUUGUAUAUUACUUCUGUCAAUUUUCGCUGCCACGACAUAUGUUGUUCUCUUCGACGUGGCAAUGGCGUGGCGACUCUUUUCACUAUUCACUUUCUACCCCACAAUAUACUUAACUAUUUUCAUAAAUUAUUCGUUUUGUUUGUUUUCAAUAAACACACUACGAAAGCGUCUGAGUGUAAUUACAUAUGUACAUACAUACGAAUAAUUUUUGCGAAUCAAUGUAGAGCAGGAAGCGGAAAAUAUGAUAUUCCGCACUACCGAUCACAAAGUAAACAAAAGUUUUUUCUUUCCGCUUAGUUUAGUUGGCAACGCUAGUCAAAUCGUAGGAUUUUGACAAUACCCAUAAUAACAACAGCUUCGCCCGAAGGGUAAAUUUAGUUAUAAUGAAAAUGUAUUUCACAAUAUACUAUAUCAAAAUAAAAAGGGGAAAUAAGUUUGAGGUAAAUAAGAUCAAAUUAAAAAU